CACAUCCUUCCCCAUUACCAGUAAUAAUAUCCAUUUAAUUGGCAUCCGACAAAGCUCACAGCUCUGCUAAUAGUCUAAUUUGUCUCGUUUCUAAUAUUUUUUUUUCUUUGCUUUCUUCUUCUUUCGCUCUUUUUCUGUCCCCUCUUUCCCUCCCCCACUCCCUCCUCCUUAUCCCUUGGCAGGAUUCCACUAGAGAGCAUGAGAUUAGUUUGCUGGGAGUUUGGGAAACAAGAUGCAGAGCCACCAGAAAGAGCACCUAUACAAGAUCUUGGUGAUCGGUGACUUGGGCGUCGGAAAAACCAGUAUCAUCAAACGCUAUGUCCACCAGAACUUCUCGCCCCAUUACAGAGCCACCAUCGGGGUCGAUUUUGCCCUAAAAGUGCUGAGUUGGGAUUCAGACACGGUGGUGCGGUUACAACUAUGGGACAUCGCUGGCCAAGAACGAUUUGGAAACAUGACAAGAGUCUACUACCGAGAAGCAGUCGGCGCGUUUAUCGUCUUCGACGUCACAAGGCCGGCGACCUUUGAAGCGGUGGCAAAGUGGAAGGAGGAUUUAGACUCAAAACUGACUCUUUCAAAUGGGGUGCCGGUAUCAGCUGUGCUUCUAGCCAACAAAUCUGACCAGGGAAAAGAUAAUUUUAAGAACCAUUUCACCAAAAUGGACCAGUUUUGCAAGGAACACGGUUUUGUCGCUUGGUAUGAAACGUCUGCAAAGGAAAAUAUAAAUAUUGAUGAAGCCUCCAGAUGCCUCGUGAGCCACAUAAUCGCCAGUGAGAGUGAUCAAAUGCAGCCCGUGGAACCCGACAUUGUAAAGCCCCAAAUGAAUUCUUCCAAGAUUCUUCCAAGUUGUUCUGCUUGCUUUAAGUCCUAGGAGCUGCUCCUCUGAACCUUUGUUAAAUAAUGAAGCCAAUAAAUGCUUUCUGCUUGGUAAAUUCGUGUUUUUUUAUUAAUGUCUCGCCUUCAGCUGAUAAUACGAGGAAAGGGGUCAUUUACGCAACUGCUUGAUAAAAAGAUGAAAUGGAUGAAAGCUGAAAUUUGCAACAUUAAGUUGUGUCCAAACAUGCUCCUGCACUUUCAUAUAGGUAUAAAUUACAUCCAUCCUAACUCAGCUAAUGAAUGGAGCUCAAGUAUACUGAUGCUGGAGCUACCUCCAUCCUGGACUUGGCAGUAGCUCCAGCAUACUCUGAGGAAGUGCCAGAAAAUAGGGCACGAAACGUGUCAGUAGUUGAUACACUGUACCAGUCUGAAUGGCUUUGAAUGUAAUUAUUAAAUAAAGGAAUUAAGUUUUUUUUUGGUCCUGGA
Molecule: messenger RNA, 1302 nt
Organism: Xenopus laevis (African clawed frog)
Lineage: Eukaryota; Metazoa; Chordata; Amphibia; Anura; Pipidae
Gene: rab38.S
Product: RAB38, member RAS oncogene family S homeolog
Exons: 3
Coding region: 233-871 (212 amino acids)
Biological process (GO): vesicle-mediated transport; endosome to lysosome transport; phagosome-lysosome fusion
Cellular component (GO): endomembrane system; Golgi apparatus; cytoplasm
Molecular function (GO): GTP binding; GTPase activity
Source: RefSeq, a predicted model, not a curated record